Messenger RNA from Parastagonospora nodorum SN15, 90 nucleotides. RefSeq lists its product as hypothetical. Bases 1 to 90 code for a protein of 29 amino acids. Lineage: Eukaryota; Fungi; Ascomycota; Dothideomycetes; Pleosporales; Phaeosphaeriaceae. The transcript has 2 exons. The record is from RefSeq and is a predicted model, not a curated record.
AUGACCAAAGAAUAUGUUUUGAUUGAGUAUUUUUGGGUGACGGGACGCUCGAAAUACUUCCGCAUGACCAGAAGCCUGCAGAUGCAAUGA